UUAUGUAUCGAGCAUCUAUUAUUCACCAACAAUUUUCUACUCCUUCAUUAACAUCUUCACAAUCUUCAAAAAUAAUUAAAAAUAAUUCUUCUUCAAUUUCAUUAUCAGAAAUAUCCAACAACAACACCCCUAAUUAUUCUUCCCCCUCUCCAUCCUCUUUAAGUACAUCUUCCCCUUCUUUUGAGAUAAGUAUUGGAAAAAGGCAACAAUUUAUUUUUUUAUGUAAAAUACAAGAUUUUUGUAAUAAGGGAAUGAUAGAAGUUGAUAUUGAUGGUUAUGAUAAUUCAACAAAACUUCUUUUAAUUUAUAAAGAAUCUUUUGCUGGGAGUGAAUUCUUUGCUUUACAAUCUAAAUGUCCAAAUUGUAAAACACCAUUAAUUAAUGGUGUUUUGUGUAAAUCACAUAUUCGUUGUUCUAUUCAUGGUUCUGCUUACAAUAUUAGAACUGGUGUUCUGGAAGAUGGUGUUGGAUUGGACUCUAUUUGGACGUUUAAAGUCCUUAUUCACGUUAUCGGUUCUGCUCUAUUUACAGAAUCUAUUUCUUUAGAAAAAUUAACGUCAACACGAACAGUUUCCCCUUUAAAUUAUUGCCGAAUUUCUUCACAAACAGCAUCUAACCCAAUUAUUGUUGUUGGAGGUGGAAUAGCUGGAAUUACUUGUAUUGAAACACUUAGACAUUUGGGAUAUUCUGGACAUAUUUUAAUGAUUUCAAGAGAAAAUGAUUUACCUUAUGAUCGAAAAUCACUUUCAAAAAGAUUAUUUAAUGAUGAUAAUUCACCUUCUUUUACCCUUCGUUCACGUGAUUUUCUAGAGAAACGUUUGGGUGUCCAUUUAUUGCUUGGCCAUAGUGUUCGAAAUGUUAGACCAGAAGAAAAACGUAUUUUUGUGGAAUAUAAACAAAAGAAUGGCGGUGGAGGGGAACCAACACUAGUUAGGGCUUUGGAAUAUGAGAGUGAGGUUUACACGUAUUGGGCCACCCAGUAA
Messenger RNA from Meloidogyne enterolobii, 983 nucleotides. NCBI's taxonomy places the organism in Eukaryota, Metazoa, Nematoda, Chromadorea, Rhabditida, Meloidogynidae. The record is from the annotation of a GenBank genome assembly.